AUGAAUUGGUUUAAACAGACACUCGCAAAUGUCGUGGGAACUGAGGAACCAGAGUAUGGUUCUGCAGGUAUUCGCACGGUAACAGCUCAGGCCGAGAAAACUCCCUACACCGAGUUGACGAAGACCGAUUUGAAAUGGAAGGCUCAAGAGAGCACAAAUGUAGAGACUCAGACCUUCUAUAUGAUCUCAGAUGAGGGUAAAGUCGCAUCUGUUCAGAUGAUUUACAACAAUGUGGCCGGGCUUCGAACAACUUGUCAACUGAAUGUCAAAGUAUUCAACCACAAAGGUCCAAAACAAUCUGACCAUCUUUGGCUUUCAGAUGCACUCGAAAACUAUGGCUUUGACGAGGAAAUGGUUUCGUUCUACGCCGACGGCCUUUCCAUCGCUUUGAACGAAGCUGGUGACGAAUAUACCAUCAAAGCGGCUCGUAAUGAGUCUGGACUCGUUAACCUUGUAUUCAAACGCGCAGCCCCUGGCUUCCAGGUGGGAGAGAAUGGAACCACCUACUACGGUACUGAUCCCGCCGCACCAUGGGGAGAGAUGAGACAUCGAUUCUGGCCUCGUUGCACCGUCACCGGUACAAUCACCACACCCGAGAAGAACUACGACUUCAAAGGACGCGGAAUUUUCAUUCACGCCAUUCAAGGCAUGAAGCCUCAUCAUGCUGCAGCAAAAUGGAAUUUUGUAACUUUCCAAACACCUACCUACUCCGCUAUCAUGAUGGAGUUCACAACCCCUGCUUCUUACGGCCACACCUCUGUGAAUGUUGGAGGUAUUGUAAAGGACGGCGAGAUCGUGUACGCCGGUGCUACCAACACUGUAAGGCAUACUGAGUCGAAGGAAGACCCGGAGACUAUGUGGCCCGAACCUAUCUCAGCUGAGUAUAAAUGGGAAGGCAAGAGCAAAUCUGGUGAAUUCUCUGCAGUCCUCAGUGGACCGCUCGGAGAAAGGACCGACAGAGUUGAUAUUCUAUCCCACAUUCCCAGCUUUAUCAAAUCGGUUGUUGGAGGAGUUGUGGGAACCAGACCUUUCUGUUACCAGUGGGCUAUCCCUCCAACUGACUCCCUCGUCCUUAAGAUUAAGGAUGGCGAGACAGCUGUGGAGGAGCAAGGCACACUCUUUGGUGAAUCAACCUUCAUCUUGUAG
Molecule: messenger RNA, 1146 nt
Organism: Botrytis byssoidea
Lineage: Eukaryota; Fungi; Ascomycota; Leotiomycetes; Helotiales; Sclerotiniaceae
Exons: 4
Coding region: 1-1146 (381 amino acids)
Biological process (GO): response to oxidative stress
Cellular component (GO): cytoplasm
Source: RefSeq, a predicted model, not a curated record